This is a messenger RNA of Papaver somniferum (opium poppy), 507 nucleotides long. RefSeq names its product clumping factor A-like. The record is from RefSeq and is a predicted model, not a curated record. The transcript has a single exon. Lineage: Eukaryota; Viridiplantae; Streptophyta; Magnoliopsida; Ranunculales; Papaveraceae. Bases 1 to 507 code for a protein of 168 amino acids.
AUGGCAAUUUCCAACAACAACAAUUCCUCCAGCUCUCCUGAUGAGGAUUCCAAAGCUUCUGCAGCCAAUUCGAAAGCUAAGAGAACUCACGAUAAAGGGGAAAAGCCUAGUAUAUCCCCGAACAACCAGAGAGUCACUUAUGCCGAGCAUAUGAAGCGAAAAGCCGAGACUGAUGAAGUGGAGGGUCGUAUGCGUAGAAAAGAUCGAAUCCAGCGCAAAAUACUGGCGGCAGAGGAGAGACGCCGAUUUGUCGAUGGAGUACCUUCUGACUCUGAUGCUGAUGCUUCCGAAGAGGAAACCACGUGGGUGUUACAAGAGUUCAAGGUCAAGCCUAUGAAACGAGUUGAUGCUGAACUUGAAGCUGAAGCAGAAGAAGACUCGGACUCGGACGAUCCUCAUACCCAUCCAGACUUCAUCAAUGGUCUUGACAGUGAUUCCGACGAAGAGGAGGAUUCCGAGAAGGACAGUGAUGAUGAAUCUGACAGCUCAGAUGAAUCUGACGAAUAA